This is a messenger RNA of Miniopterus natalensis, 3282 nucleotides long. RefSeq names its product fatty acyl-CoA reductase 2 (gene FAR2). Gene Ontology annotation, biological process: long-chain fatty-acyl-CoA metabolic process. Gene Ontology annotation, cellular component: peroxisome. Gene Ontology annotation, molecular function: alcohol-forming very long-chain fatty acyl-CoA reductase (NADP+) activity. The record is from RefSeq and is a predicted model, not a curated record. Lineage: Eukaryota; Metazoa; Chordata; Mammalia; Chiroptera; Miniopteridae.
AUGUCCUCGAUUGCUCCUUUCUAUGGUGGCAAGUCCAUUCUCAUCACCGGGGCCACAGGCUUCCUGGGCAAGGUCUUGAUGGAAAAGCUGUUUCGCACCAGCCCUAACCUGAAAGUCAUUUAUGUCCUUGUGAGGACCAAGGCUGGCCAGACAUUGCAGCAGAGGGUUGUCCAGAUCUUAAACAGUAAGCUGUUUGAAAAAGUGAAAGAAGUGUGUCCAAAUGUGCAUGAGAAGAUCAGGGCUAUUUACGCAGACCUUAACCACAAUGACCUGGCCAUCAGCAAGGAGGACAUGGAGGAGCUUCUCUCCUGCACCAACGUUGUCUUCCACUGCGCAGCCACGGUGCGCUUCGAUGACCCUCUCAGACGUGCCAUGCAACUGAAUGUCGCUGCCACCCAGAAGCUCCUGCACAUGGCCAGUCAGAUGCCAAAGCUCGAGGCCUUCAUACAUAUCUCUACUGCCUUCUCAAACUGUAACCUGAAGCACAUUGAUGAAGUCAUCUAUCCGUGCCCUGUGGAGCCAAAAAAAAUCAUCGAUUCCAUGGAGUGGUUAGACGACACUAUUAUUGAUGAGAUCACACCCAAGCUGAUCGGGGACCGGCCCAAUACUUACACCUACACCAAAGCCUUGGGAGAGAUGGUGAUGCAGCAGGAGGGUGGGAACCUAAACAUCGCCAUCGUGAGGCCCUCCAUUGUGGGAGCAACCUGGCAGGAGCCUUUCCCAGGUUGGGUUGAUAACAUCAAUGGACCUAAUGGGCUCAUUAUUGCGACCGGGAAAGGGUUUCUCCGGGCCCUGAGGGCUUCUCCAAUGGCUGUGGUAGAUUUGAUUCCAGUUGAUACAGUCGUCAACCUCACCUUGGCUGUAGGAUGGUACACAGCAGUUCACAGGCCUAAGUCAACGUUAAUCUACCACUGUACAUCUGGUAACUUGAACCCCUGUUACUGGGGCAAAAUGGGAUUCCAAAUCUUGGCAACCUUUGAAAAAGUUCCAUUUGAGAAAGCUUUUAGGAGGCCACAUACUGACCUCACAGGCAACACCAUCGUAACCCAGUACCGAAACGCUGUCAGCCACUGGGCCCCUGCCAUCAUCUAUGACUUCUACCUGUGGCUCACAGGAAGGAAGCCCAGGAUGACAAAGCUCAUAAACCGGCUUUUAAGAACCAUCUCCAUGCUGGAGUACUUCAUCAACGGGAGCUGGGAGUGGAGCACGCGCAACACAGAAAUGCUGAUGUCCAAGCUGAGUCCCGAGGACCAGAGAGUGUUCAACUUUGAUGUGCGCCAGUUGAACUGGCUGGAAUACAUUGAAAAUUACAUUCUCGGAGUGAAGAAGUACUUACUGAAGGAGGAUAUGGCCGGGGUCCCAGGAGCAAAGCAGCACUUGAAAAGGCUCCGAAACAUUCACUACCUCUUCAACACCGCCCUCUUCCUCCUCACCUGGCGCCUCCUCCUCGCCAGGUCUCAGGCGGCUCGGAACGUCUGGUUCCUCAUCGUGAGCUUCUGCCAUAAGUUCCUCUCCUACUUCAGGGCAUCCAGCAUGCUCAAGGUCUAAGGACAUUUGGCAGUUGUCAUUUACCUGGAACCUCUGAGACACCUCCAAACAGCAGACUGUGGUUCUCAAGAUGAGGGGGUGAGAGAGAGGAUGCCCAGCCACACUGCCUGCCAAAUGUCUGUCAUGCAAUCACCCCUCUUUCUUACCCUCUCUAUUCUUUUUAUCACAGCGAGAGAAGGAAAGUCAUACCCCAGCCUGUAACGCUACAUGUUUUAGGAAAAAAUUAUUUCCAGAUUGUUUCCUAACACUCCAUGUCCUUGAAUAUAAAACACCAAGUACAACCCUCUUCUAAAGAGGACUGAUUUCAGCUCAAUAAACAUGGAAGAACAUACCUUAAAAGCUAAAAUGUGCCAAAGAAAGGCGGUUCUACCAUUGGGACCAUUCUGGGGUACCCAGUAUAAAGGUUUAAAGUCAGUCUAAGUGGAGGAAGAGUGGCCUCAGCACCCUCCGAAAUGCUGUAAGGGAAAUAAUUCUCCACGGGAAGGCCGCUUCCUUUCCGUGCUACGCCGUGGAGUCCUGGGGGAAUUAGAAAAAUGGGCUUACCUUGAACAUUUCCCAACUUUCCCACUCCUGAAACCUAAAAAGAACUGAGGUCUAAAUAAUUAUGCAUGGGUAAUGAGGCUCAAGCCUAUUUGCAUUAAGACUCAGUUCUUUAUGCUUUUAGCCAGAAAUUCUUGCCAUUUGAAUUUGACAACUAUUAUUUCUAAAUCUUUUGAAUCACCAAUUUUCCUGAUAACCUUCUCUUAGGAGUUUCCUUCUCAUUCAUUAAAGUCACCAAACCCCUUAUAUUUAAGCUUAUUUUACUUAGGCCUCAGAGUGACUAAAUGGAGAGGAAGGUCCUAGGCUGGAAUCACAUAAAAACCCAGUCCCCAGAUCUUUGCCAUUGAGGAAAGCAAAAUUUCAAAUAAAGAUUUAAGUGCUGGUUUUGGCCUUUUUCUGUAUAGUGAAGAUUACUCUCUGUGGCCCCCAGGAUGUGCUAGCAUGUUGAUCAUUCCAGCCGCACAGUGUUCACUGUAGAGUGUACAGCAGAAAAGGGUAGCGACUUCCUUAAGUGACUCUAAGGUGAGAGAGCAGGUGUUGUUUUGUUUAAAAAUAUAUUUUAUGUGUAAUGUAAAUGAAUUAGCAAAAACGUAUUUUCCCCCGAAUGUCUAUAUUACUAAUAUAACUACUAUCCCAACUUUCCUCAUAUUUGAGAGAUCAGUACACGAUGGACUGCAGUGCUUCAUGUUAAAAACAUGGGAUAUUAUUCAAGUAUAAUAUCUGGGGCCUACACAAUUACAAAUAAUUACAACUACUAGACACACAAGCAUAAAAUGCUAAUAAGUUAUGUUUGUGCUCCCUCUCUGGAAUAAUUGGUACUACUUAAAGUGGCACAUUCAUGUAAUUGAAGUGUACAAACCUUGAGGCAGCUUCUAGAUUAUUCGAGAUUUUUCUGGACCCAUAAAAGGCAUUUUGGGGGAACUCUUCCAGGUAAUGUCUUUCCCAGUCUCAUCUAAGUUCUGGGAAUUACUUUCCAGGGCAAACAACCCAGCUCUGAAACAAAACACCUGGUGAUCUUUAGCUUAUGAUGUCUGUACAAUAUUUCUGAUUUAACACUGAUAAAGAUACAAAACUACAGAUACGGUAAAAAGGAAAUCAAGAUAUAUAACUCAGUGAGACUGGAUAAAGCAUAACAGUUCUAAGAAUUUACUAUCUUCUAAUUGUGUUUCGCUAAUAAAUUGCACUGAUGAAGUA